This is a messenger RNA of Ictidomys tridecemlineatus (thirteen-lined ground squirrel), 1226 nucleotides long. Lineage: Eukaryota; Metazoa; Chordata; Mammalia; Rodentia; Sciuridae. The record is from RefSeq and is a predicted model, not a curated record.
GCGCCCGCCAAGAGGAGGAGCCACGGGCACCGAGCGGGAGGAGUCGGGAGUCGGAGGGCGGCGGGCGGAGGCGGAUUUCCUGGGCCCGGCUCUCUGGGGCCACUAUGGCGUUUGGGAAGAGCCACCGGGAUCCCUACGCCACCUCCGUGGGCCAACUCAUAGAAAAGGCUACAUUUGCUGGAGUUCAGACUGAAGACUGGGGCCAGUUCAUGCACAUCUGUGACAUAAUUAACACUACCCAGGAUGGGCCAAAAGAUGCAGUGAAAGCUUUGAAGAAAAGAAUUUCCAAAAAUUACAAUCAUAAAGAAAUCCAACUUACCUUGUCACUCAUUGACAUGUGCAUGCAGAACUGUGGUCCAAGUUUCCAAUCUCUGAUUGUGAAGAAAGAAUUCAUUAAAGAUAGUCUGGUUAAGCUGUUGGAUCCUAAAUACACCUUACCAUUGGACAUUCAGAAUAGAAUCUUGAAUUUCAUUAAGUGUUGGUCACAGGGUUUCCCAGGAGGUGUAGAUGUAAGUGAAGUGAAAGAAGUGUACCUUGACCUGCUUAAGAAGGGUGUUCAGUUUCCUCUCUCAGAUGCAGAGGCUCCAACAGCAAGGCAAGAGACCUCAUUGACUCCACCAGCAUCUGUUCCUACUGCACCAGCUCUUUCUUCAGUAAUUCCUCCCAGGAACUCAACUAUUACUUUGGUCCCAGAACAGAUUGGAAAGCUGCACAGUGAAUUGGAUAUGGUGAAAAUGAACGUGAGAGUGAUGUCUGCCAUACUGAUGGAGAACACUCCCGGAUCUGAGAACCAUGAAGACCUAGAGCUUCUGCAGAAACUUUACAAGACCUGUCGGGAGAUGCAGGAGAGGAUCAUGGACCUGCUUGUGGUGGUGGAGAACGAAGAUGUAACUGUUGAGCUGAUUCAAGUGAAUGAGGAUUUGAAUAAUGCCAUCCUUGGAUACGAGAGGUUUAUUCGAAACCAGCAAAGGCUUUUGGAGCAACAUACGAACCAGAUGGAAGCCACCAAUACUACCAGUGAGCCCUCCGCUCCAUCUUGUGAGCUCCUGGAUUUAAGUCCCAGCACCUUGAUGUCAAUGGCCACUCAAGGAGAACUCAGCAACGUGAAUUCUCAGCUUUCAAACUUAAGUAAAUAAGCAGUGGGGCCUUUUCAGAUCAGCAGAAGAGCUUGAUGUGAAACAUUUCUCCUUGAUUUCAUGAUUAAAUGGCUCCUGAGAAGGACUGAA